Molecule: messenger RNA, 1572 nt
Organism: Ascochyta rabiei
Lineage: Eukaryota; Fungi; Ascomycota; Dothideomycetes; Pleosporales; Didymellaceae
Exons: 3
Coding region: 1-1572 (523 amino acids)
Molecular function (GO): iron ion binding; heme binding; monooxygenase activity
Source: RefSeq, a predicted model, not a curated record
AUGCUCCUGAACGAGAUACUACCAACUUUGGUACGAUACUGGCCAAUCGUACUGGUCUCCCUCGUCGCAGGCCAUCUCAUCAGCAACAAGUAUUGGAAAGGACUCAACAAGUACCCCGGACCGACAUUAGCUGGCUACAGCAACUGGUGGAGGCUAUGGGAUGUGUCAAAGAAGAACCACCACUGGACCAACAUUGCAUUGCAUCGUAAGCAUGGCGAUAUCGUCAGGCUGGGACCAAACGUUCUCUCCUUUGCGGAUCCAAGAGCUAUCAAAGCUAUCUACGGUCUGAACAAGGGCGUGUAUAAGUCCGAUUUUUACCCAGUCCAAGGCGCUGUCGCAAAUGGAAAGCCUUUGUACUCCUUGUUUUCCACCACCGAUGAGGAUUUCCACGCCAAGUACCGUCGUUGCGUGAACAAUGCAUUCGCCAUGAGCUCGCUGAUCAACUACGAGCCUCUUGUCAACUCCACAAUGACCUAUUGGCUCGACAAGACGGAAGCAAUGUUCGCCGACACUGGCAAAAGCUGUAACUUUAGCCAGUGGCUGCAAUUCUUCGCAUUUGACGUCAUUGGAGACUUGACUUGGAGCAAACGACUUGGCUUUGUAGAAGGCAACAAAGAUGUCGACAACAUCAUCGAGUUCUUGGGCAAGUUCUUCGACUAUGUUGCACCGGUCGGCCAGAUACCUGUUCUCGAUCGCCUUCUUUGGAAAAACCCCAUCAGCCUCUUCGCCCAACGCAUCGGCCUCGACAAACGCGUCCACCCUGUGACCCUCUUCGCACUCUCCCGCUCCAACGAGCGCGCCCAGCAAGUCUCAAAGAUCAAGCAAUUCGGCCUCUCCGACGACGAGCGCGCGAACCCACUCGGUGUCGACCUGCUCUGCAAAUUCGCCCAAGCAUCCCACGACCACCCAUUCAUGGACGACAACCGCAUCCUGUCCACCUGCUCAUCCAUGGUCUUCGCAGGGUCAGAAACAACCGCCAUCUCGCUCUCCGCCGUUUUCUACUUCCUCGUCAAACACCCCGACGUCUACACGAAGCUGAUGCACGAACUCGACACGGCAGUCGCAGAUGGUAUAAUCGAAGACCGCGCCGACAAAACCGUCUCCUGGCCCGAAGCCCAAAAACUCCCCUACCUCGAUGCCGUCGUCCAGGAAUCGUUCCGCCUGCAUCCCGCCCCAGGCCUGAUCCUCGAGCGCGUCGUGCCAAAAAAGGGCAUGCAGAUCCUCGACGAGCACAUCCCCGGCGGCACAAUCGUAGGCUGCAACGCAUGGGUCGUGCACCGACGCCCGGAGGUCUUCGGGGCCGACGUCGACGCCUUCCGCCCGGAGCGCUGGCUCGACGCCAGCCCCGACAAGCUCAAGGAGAUGAAGGGCACUAUGCUGCAGUUUGGCGCUGGGGCGCGCACGUGCAUCGGCAAGAAUAUCAGCCUGCUGGAGAUCUACAAGCUGGUUCCUAGUUUCCUGCGCAGGUUUGAGAUUGAGCUCGAGCACCCUGGCGCUGAGUGGAAGACGCACAACGCCUGGUUUGUCACGCAGAAGAACUUCAACACGAGGUUCAGGCCAAGGAGGACUUGA